AUGUACGCGACGAAUUCCUCGGUCUGUCUUUCAGAUGCGUGUAUCAAGGCAUCGUCCACCUUAUACUCCAAUCUGAGCCCCAAUUUCCAGAAUAUCGACCCGUGUACUAAUUUCGAAGAACUGAUUUGCGGAGGUUUCAAGCAACGCUAUGCAUUAUCAGAAACGACAACUUCGGUCAACGAACAAACCUUGUUGACCGGUACGAAUUAUGUCUUCAUGAAGAAUAUCCUCGAGGCUCCGUACGAUACGUCUUUGGGUUCCAAUCCUUCGGUAGAUGAGAUGAACUUCGAGAAGUUAGUUAAGGGGUACAACACAUGCUUGAACGAAACUGCAAUUGCCGAGCUCGGCGUUCAGCCAUUGGUAAUAUUCCUUGAGAACGUUACCGAGACCUUCCCUGUCACAGCGGCAGAAUACAAAAGCAAUAAAGCUUUUGGACCAGGCGAUCAUAAGUCGUUCAGCGAGACUGUUGCCCAAUUCUUCCAAUAUGGAAUGACCCCCUUUUUUGAGAUGAGCUCUGUCCUCGAUGCGUUUUAUCCCGAUACUUAUAUCCCGGCUAUAGCGCCGUCAGGUCCCAUAAUUGGGCAAGCGGUCUUUGCGAAUAAUGAGUCGCUAACAGCGUACGAGAAAGUGGUCGCGGAAACAUUUGCCAAUAUUCUGCCAACCAAUGAGUCAAGGUCCGCUGCCAAAGAAUUGGCUCGUGGUUUAGUCGAGCUUGAAGCGAAGGUCGCCUCGGUAGCAGUGGGUACCGGUCUUAUAGAUCUGGUGAAUGUCAUGACCUUGGACAAUCUUACGCAGCUAGCCCCCGCGUUCGACUUUGCCUCAGUGGUCAGGACUAUCGUUCCAGCGCCAGUGAACCGAACGUCGUACCCUCAUCCAGAAUACUCUGCUUUGAUUUCACAAAUCUUGGCCAAUUCCACUAAGCCGGCGGUUCAAGCAUACUUCUUCUGGCAAGCGAUCGUAAGCUUCGAAGACUCACUCGGUGGGCCGGAGCUACAGCCUUUGAAGCAACUUAUAGACACCAUUCAGGGAAAUGACCCCAGUCACAGACCUGAACGAUGGCGUGUUUGCAUGGCUGACGUUGACAAAAAGAUGGCCUGGCUUCUCAGCAAGCCGUUCGUAGAAGUUAAGUAUACGGACGCUGUCGAAAAGACCCUCAGGGAGAUGACAACCAGAAUCCAGAACCGCCUCGCGAGAAAUAUCGAUCAAAUCGAAUGGAUGACGGACAAGGUAAAGGCGAUCGCAAAACACAAGGUCGAAGCCAUCACCCAAAAACUCGGGUAUCCGCAGGCAUUGCCCAACCUAGACGACGCCGUGUCUCUAAGGGACUACUACUCCGACCUCCAAGUCACAAACUCAUACUUCGCCAACGCCAUCUCAUACCAGAAAUGGUACACCCGAAAAACCGCCCUCCUAGUCGGCACCAAGCGCCAAGACAAAGCGUGGCCACAACCCGCGACCAGCUCCGCGCUAACGAUCAACGCCUUCUACCUCGCGCCCGAGAACUCCAUAACCAUCAUCGCCGGAACCCUUCAACAACUCCUCUUCGACCCUAGUCUACCCGCGUACAUGAAUUACGGGGCGCUGGGGACCGUGAUCGGCCACGAGUUCACGCACUCGCUGGACACCAACGGGCGGCUGUGGGACGACCGCGGCGCGUUCGCGGGCUGGUGGGACGCGGCGUCGGACGCCGGCUUCGCGAACGCGACGGCGUGUCUCGUGCGCCAGGUCGGCGCCGACACCGUGACGCUUACCAGCACGGGCGCAAGCUUGCCCGUCAACGGCACGCUGACGCUCGCCGAGAAUAUCGCGGAUACGGGCGGUAUCAACACGGCGUACGACGCGUGGCAGGAUAAGAGGCGCGAGGAUCCCGCGGCGGAUUUCGAUAUACCUGGAUUUGUGGGAAGGUUCACGCGUGAGCAGCUGUUUUAUGUGUCGGCGGGCCAGUUCUUCUGCGACCGGUCGACGGAUAAGGUUAGGGAGGCGUUGCUGGCGGCUGAUGUGCAUGCGCCGAAUCCGGUAAGGAUUAAGACUAUGAUGGAGAAUUCGCGCGGGUUUAGGGAGGCGUUUAAUUGCCCUGUUAAGGAGCCUACUUGCGUGAUCUAUUGA
Annulohypoxylon truncatum is the source of this 2106-nucleotide messenger RNA. Its product is annotated as Metalloprotease. The record is from RefSeq and is a predicted model, not a curated record. Gene Ontology annotation, molecular function: metalloendopeptidase activity. The transcript has 7 exons. Gene Ontology annotation, cellular component: plasma membrane. Gene Ontology annotation, biological process: protein processing. NCBI's taxonomy places the organism in Eukaryota, Fungi, Ascomycota, Sordariomycetes, Xylariales, Hypoxylaceae. Bases 1 to 2106 code for a protein of 701 amino acids.